Naegleria fowleri is the source of this 1269-nucleotide messenger RNA. RefSeq lists its product as uncharacterized. The transcript is spliced from 2 exons. Lineage: Eukaryota; Heterolobosea; Eutetramitea; Acrasida; Naegleriidae. Gene Ontology annotation, molecular function: S-adenosylmethionine-dependent methyltransferase activity. The record is from RefSeq and is a predicted model, not a curated record. The coding region runs from base 1 to 1269 and encodes 422 amino acids.
AUGUUGAAAAGGUUUUCAUUGACCACUUCAUGCCAAGCCUUCCCGUUCCUCGGAAAACGAGUAUUACAAGGAUUGAAUCGGUAUGAUUGGCUGGCUGCGAAAGCAGUAGCUGCUACAUUGUACAUGGUCCAUCCUAUGAGUGUGUUGUACAAUCGAGUGAGCAAGGAGAGGUCUAUGAGUCGAUCAUCAUCUAAAGGCUCGGAGAGGUUGUUGUCGGAUUUCAAUCAAAUACUUUCAAAGGCUAUUCAAGAAGGAAUUCUCACCACUGAAAGCCAUGUACUUUAUAAGAAUACAAGUAUUAAUAUGAAAAGUUGUGCUCAACAAGAGAAAAAUUUUGAAAUUGAAAAAUUCAAGAAAAUGGAAUCUUUGCAAUAUAUUAUUGCUAAAUUUGAGGAUUGGAAAGAAAAAUCAACAUGUCAAUUUCUGGAAAAUUGUACAUUCAGUUUACUUUUUUCAGAGCCAAACACACAAGUGUGGAAAAUGACAAACAAUAACGAACUUUUAGGGUAUUUCACAUUGAAAAAGUCGGAUUAUAUGCCUUCGCAGGACAAAAAGGAAAUUAUAUCGCUGUUUGAUGAAAGUUCGAAACAUUGGGAUACCAUCAUCUCCAUUUCAGGUUAUCAAUCUGUUGUGAAUUGGGUUCAGAAAACUGCUAAAGCUUGGGCAUUAGAGGUGAAAAACAAUCUUUCCUCAUCUCCUUUACAGACAGUGAAUGUUUUAGAUGCAGCUUGUGGAGGAGGUUACACCUCUCGACCUAUUUUCUCCAUCCUCAAUCAUGAAAACGGUUUCACGACAAAUAUCAUGGGUGUAGACAUUUCUUCUGGAAUGUUGCAAGUUGCAUUGCAAAGAUCACCUCAAAUAUUUCAAAUGGGAAUGGCAACACAUGAUCUUGAUGAACCCAUGAAAAUGUUUCCCGAUGAGUGUUUUGAUAUCAUUUCGUGUGUUGGAGCCAUUGAGUUUUUACAAAAUUUCGAAACUGUGACCUUACCAGAGUUUAAGAGACUAUUGAGAAAGCACCAAUAUGCAGAAAUGUGGCUUACUGCUCAAUUUCAAUCUGAUCCUGCCGUGACAAGCAUCGAGAAAGAUAAAGACGGUCACCGUCUUUACAAUCAAACAAUUUUAGAAACACUCCUUGCAAAGCAUGAUUUAAUAAUUGUAGAGAAUAGCGUGGAAAUAAUUGAAAGGGCAUACAAAACAGGUGAGGGUAAAAGAAACAAUGUUGCAGAUACAAUCUCAUUCAUUGCAGCUCGAGUCAGACACAAAUUGUAA